AGGUGUGCCAAGGUUUCUGAGAGAGGUGUGUCUCUACAGUUGUGUGCUCACUUUCUGCAGAAUCAACUCUCUUUCCUUUCUGUAGGAGUACUCCCGGUCUCUCCUUCCUCUGUCCCCCCUUCUCUCAGCGUCUCUCCUAACCGCCGGAGAAGAGAAUGGGUUUCUGGUCCGAGUGUUAUUUCACUGGCGGGGGACUGACAGCAGGGGGCGCUGUGUGACUCUGCACGCAUUCAAAGCAACCCAAGAACUGAGGGCUGCCUGUCUCACAGAGGCUCCACUGGGGGUGUGUGUGGCCUCCCUCCCUCUCCCCAGCUCGUGGCUGAAGGCCCGAGACCCCGUCCUGCCCGCGCAGAAACACACACCGGCGCACAGACACAAGCCAAGGCGCCACAGAGGCAGCGCAGCUAGCGGCUCCAGCCCCAUGGACGCCCAAGUGCAGCUCUAUUACUCCGACGACGGCCCUCCUGCGCUAAUGGACGGGGCGCCACCUAGCUGUUUGGAGGCCAGACUGGAGCGCUCUCAGAGCAAGCUGUAUUACACGGGAGCAGUGAGGCUGACGGGGGGCGAGAGAGCCAGGAACACAAUGAGGAAUGAUUGGCAGCCUCCUGGCUCCUGUGUUGGGGCCCAGGACCGAGCUGGUUCAGACAAACAGGAGGAUGCCUCCUCUCUGCAGCAGGCGGAGGAGGAGCUCUGGCUGGAUCCCGAUGUGUUCAUUAGAUACCAGAGGGGGCCGGCGAGGUUCAGCCAGCCGGUAGCCGUCUCGGUCCGCCUGCGGUCCAACUUCAGCGCUGAUUUCGUGGUGAUAAGGUUAAAGGUUAAGAAAGGGCAGAUGACAGUUUUGACAGUUCCAGUCAUGACCUCUGGCCUUUGGGUCGUUGCCAUGGAGAAAUCUGUGGGAGCAAAACAGGAAACAACAUCACUGAUCUGCCAUCGCCUGAAGGGACUCACCCAGACACUCAGUUCCUCUCUCUAUCAGGAGGUGGCCUGCAUCUCUCUCCAGUGCGAAGGGGACUCUGUCUCCAAGGGUGCGGUCAGUCGCAGGGUGUUCUGGAGGGUGGAGUACUCAGGACACAAUAACCCCAUGCCACCUCUGGGGGGCACCGCAUCCUUGUUUACCUUCUCCCACAGAGACAUAGUGGGCAUUGCACCGAUCACCGAGACCGCUUCUCUGAUCAACACGGCCAUUCUCACUGGCCAGCCCGUGUCACUUCCUGUGACCGUCCUUGCUGUGGGGCAUGAUGGGAAGGUGUCUGACGUCACCAGUGCCGUCACCUGUCACUCUGCUGAUGAGGACAUCAUUAAGGUGUCAAGUGACUGCUCCACCCUCUUUGUAGACGGGAGCGAAUCAGGGCGAGGGGGCGUGUGUGCAGGGGUGGAGUUCUCCCUGGGCUCGUUCUCCGCCUCCCUCUGCCUGUCGGUGUGGGUUCCACAGCUUCCCCUGACCAUUGCACUGUCCGACUCCCAGCUCAGUCAGAUAGACGGCUGGACAGCCCACACUGAGACGGGUUGUUCUCCAGUGUACCAGCGGUCCACAGUUCAGAUCUGGGCUCAGUUUGCUGCUAUGCCAGUGGAUGCCCGACGUCAGGUGACGUACCUGCUGGGCUCCCCUGACUGGUUUGUGGAUGUGACAGCGCUUGCCCGUCACGGGCUGAGAGUGGAAAACCCCCGAGUUGCCAGUCUUGAUGAGCACGGCAUUCUGAUUGGUUUAGAGCCAGGAGUGACAUCACUGCAGGUAGUGUCCAGCCAGUGGGACAGUGUGCUAGGGGAGUCAGAGGUCACAGUAUCAGCUGACCCUGUGAAACUUGGUGACCUCAAGGUCCAGCUAGUGAGUGGGCUGACCUUGUCAAUCACUGCCAGUCCCUCCCACCCUUCUGUCAUCACAGCAACUGUCUCAGCACAACACAUCCUGUACACAUAUGGACAGGAAGCCUCUCUCAGCAUAUGGCUACAGUUCAGUGAUGACACACUUGCCCCUUUGGCUUAUUACGACGCCAUCUCCUAUUCCCUGCGCCUUACCUCACUGGCUGAAUCUGUGGUGUCCGUGGUAACCGCUCCUCCUGGCUCUCAGCCGUCUGUCCUGCCCCAGGUGGUUGCUCGGGGUGAUGGGGGCGGGCCUCUGCUGAGGGCGGAGCUUCUCCCCAGGGCUUGUCCCAGCCAGCCGCCCAGCACUGGGGAAGUGGGUGCAGGUCUGCCCUUGGCCCGCGGGUCUGGCUGGGUCAGGGUGAACCUUGACCACCCCUCCCGGCCGGCUGGGGCCGAAGACAUGGAUUUCGAGCUCCUGGAGAUUUCCGAUUUUUUCUUAGAACCGGAUUCAGAGAUGGAUCAGGAAUCCUUUGCUAUUCCAGCUAAUGACAGCCACCCAGGACAUACGCAGAGGGAAGAGAGCGCUGUGCUGAGUCCCCAUCACGUGGAGAACGGAGUGUUUGCACCAAACGGUUCCGAUGUACCUUUGGUGCCAAGGGAGGGGAAAAAGCAAGAAACAGAGGAGCUGAAGGUGGGGCUGGCAGCUCUGCUCUCUCUGCUCUGCCUCUCUGCCCUCCUCUUCCUCGUCAACUGCGUGCCCUGCACCCUGAGACAGACAGGAAGGGAUAGAGGGACAAAGAGGAGCCUGACAGAGGGAGAGGGUCAGAGAGAGAAUGAGGAGGCUGAGGACCAGCCACACAACCCUUAAGACUCUGAGCGAGAGAGAUAGAGAGAAACUGAACACACUGUACAUUAACACUGCACUGAGAGAGAGGGGUUAAUACAGU
This is a messenger RNA of Lepisosteus oculatus (spotted gar), 2750 nucleotides long. Lineage: Eukaryota; Metazoa; Chordata; Actinopteri; Semionotiformes; Lepisosteidae. The record is from RefSeq and is a predicted model, not a curated record.